Cotesia glomerata is the source of this 3462-nucleotide messenger RNA. Its product is annotated as dynein axonemal intermediate chain 7-like. The coding region runs from base 464 to 2803 and encodes 779 amino acids. NCBI's taxonomy places the organism in Eukaryota, Metazoa, Arthropoda, Insecta, Hymenoptera, Braconidae. The record is from RefSeq and is a predicted model, not a curated record. The transcript is spliced from 14 exons. Gene Ontology annotation, cellular component: axoneme. Gene Ontology annotation, molecular function: beta-tubulin binding; microtubule binding.
UAAAACUUAUUAUAAUUGAUAACAGUAAUAAUAUUAAAUUAAUUGUCUUAAUAACUAAUGUUCUAAAGUGAUACAUAAAAGUAUCAUAAAUUAUUUCUAAAGUUACCGACGAGUGUAAAUUAGUUUUGUGAAUGAAAAAUUAGAUGAUUAUAAUUGGUUAAUAGACAGUAUAAACAAUGGGGAUUAAUUAUGCGACGAUAGUACACAGUGAAUUGAUUAUUUACGAUAUUCGCAUGUACGUGACAAAUUUUCCGAGUUUAAACGAUCUUGACAAGUUGCUAUUGGUUGAGGUUAGACUAUUUCACAGAACAAAAACAUAAUUUAUGAUAGUAAAAAAUCAAAUUUAUUGUCAAUAAUUAAAAUGCAGAAAUUACAAAAAUAAUGUGAAGAAUAAUUAGUAAAUGUAAAUCUGCAAUCCGGUGUCAAAGUGAAUCUUAAAAUUUCAGACAAGGAGCGGGAUUGGAUGAACCAUGAGCCGGCGAAGAAAAAAAGUAAAAAGAAAAAGGGAAAAAAGAAGAAAAAAAAAUCAAUGAAAGAGCAAGAAAAAUCACGCGCUGCUGCAACUGCAGAAACAGAAAAGCAAAAGAAUGUGCUGAUCAAGGACAUGCUCGAAGAGAUACGGGUCGAGAAAUUCAAAACGGAGACAGAGGCCUUGAUUGAUGAAGAUGAAGCGAAGAAACGAAAAGUUCAGUUGGAAAAAACCUGGCAUGUGAUAACUAAAAAUGAAAAGGCGUUUAUGGAUGAUGCUCUGCUUAAUAAACAAGAAGACGAGUGGAUUCAAUAUAUGACUUGUGAUGGUCUACCAAAUCCUGGGAUUUUGUCGGAGCUGAAUACGUUUUUAUUUCUCUGGGAUUUGCAGGACGAAGAAGCUUUAAUGAUAAAUAUCACCGACAAAUGCCAAGUUGUGAUUUAUCUAUUGCUGAAACUAGACAACAUCAUUGAUUUAAGUCUGAUGGAAUCCCCUGAGUACAUUGAGGAUUGCAAGAAAGUAAGAAAGAUUUUUCGCGAGAAGCUUAAGUAUUGGAUCGACGUGGCUACUUAUCGGCUGCUCCGCCAAAUCGAAAGAGACAUGGUCAGGGAGAAUUUGAGAAAUGCAAGAUUUGUUAAAGAAGCCAACGAGAUGAUUUGCUGCAUUUGGGCUUUGAUAAGAUUGCCGAUCAGUAUUAAACAAUUUUCGGAACGUGAUAGCAGGAAACCAAUAGAAAUAAUAUUUAAAGAAUUAGAUUUGAGUGUUAAAAUGCCACUUGACCUUGACUGUUACGCGAUGUCAAUACGAGGCCUUUGGAUUCAAUAUGACCAUUAUUCAGAUCAAGGUUCAUCAUUUUUGAUGCCUGAUAUACCACAAGAAUACCGUAUGAAUGAAGAUUUGUUGACCUUCUGUCAGAACGAGUAUGAUACAAAAGUUAAAACUCGUGAGGAGCAGGUUGAGGGUCGAAGAUUAAGGCUCGAGGAAAAAAAGUUAAUGGUCGAGCGUCUUUCGAAUCCGUCACAAUUCACGGCCGCUAAAACGGAAAAAAAAGGAAAACAAGCUAAAAAAGCAUCGCCGCAAGCUGGACGGGCUAAAAAAACAGAACCCGAACCUGAACCUGAACCUCUGCCUUACCUGCCUACGCCGGAAGAAAUUAUUCUGCAGAAAGAAGAGGAAAAUAGGAAGGAAUUAAGAAAAUUAUUAUUUACUCGGUGCGAAAAAACGGAAAUAAAUUUACGCAAGUACAGAAUACUUGGUGGAGUUCAUCACAUUGAUUUGAUUUAUCAACCACCUCAGCCUAAAGAUAUGAGAGGAGAUAUAUUUUUAACAACAAUUCAGCUUCCAAAGGAACUGAGAUAUGUACCUUUUUUGCGGCCAUACAAAGCACCGCCGCCUGCGCCAGACGCAGAAAGAACUCCAGAAGUGAUUGAAGCUGAGAUGAAAGCCCUCGAAGCUGCGAUGGAAGCUUUAGUGCUCGUCACUUUCAAGCUUCCUGAGUCAGUUCUAUGGUUUGAACCGCCAUUAGUCGCUCACUGGAUCGCUGAUAAAAAAAUUUGGUCAACCCAAGACGUUCAUGACAUAAAGUACAAUGAAGAAAAACAAAUAAUCACAUUUAGAACCGGCCGAUUGGGUAUUCAUGGUCUUGCAGCAUUCAAGUUUAUAAAUUUGCCCUUCCAAAGUUGGGAGUUGAAACCAGAAGCUGGCAAAACUGGUGGUGUAACACUUAGUAUUUCUGCUGCUAUUGUUCAAGUUGAAUUUGUUGUAAGGGAAAAUUCAGUAGCUUUAAAUUCUUUAAUUGGCGGAACAACUACAGCUCUUCAAUACCUUCUUGGAAAUUACAUGAAUUUAAAUUUACUAAUUCGAGAAAUGCGAGCUGCUGGCUGUGACUUGUUCCCCGAAAGAGACGCCUUUAGUUACAUAAAAGGUCUUCCAUUGAAGCACCCGAUCGCCGAAAAGCAUCUUCAAGCUUGUAUGGGAUUACUCAGCACCGCGUACAUAUUCUCCUGGUCAAGAUGGAACUCGACAGUGUCAGCUCGUCAAAUAAUAAUGCAAAUAAAAGAGUUACACGGGUGUGUUGCCAAAGAACAAACAAAUAAGAUGAUGAUGGUAACUCCGCUUCGGACAAAUCUUAUUGAUUGCACUGAAGUUGGCUCUGAGUUUAGCGACAAACCCAUGCCUGGGGAAGAAACUAAGUUCUUCGCAGAUGUUUAUCAUCUUGCCUUACAUACUGCUGGAAUAAAAAGCCGACUGCUGAUGAAGAAGGUAUCUUUCAAGCUAGCAACGACGGUUACUAAAUUACUGGUAGCUACUAAUGUAAUAAGUAUGUCUUCGUGAUAUGUGAUAUAUGCAUAUGAUUUUAAUUUUGCAGAUAUUUAUUUUAUAAAUAAUAUAUUUAUUUUAUGAAGAAAUUUUUUUAUUAAAUGUUAUACAUAUUGAAUAAAAAUAUAUGCAAGUCACUCAACAGUCAGUGCUGUAAAUUAUUGAUUAUGAGUUACCAUAUAUAUAAAUGUAUGUCGGAGAGUAAAGUACAGUGGAGUAUUUCUCUGGCAAUCUGAUGGGAAUAUUCUUUAGAAUAGUAAUAUUUUUUUAAUCCUCAAUAAUUAAAGAAUGUACCCUUAUUUCGAGUAUGGUUGUAAAAAUAAGUUUAACUAAAUUGUUUUAUUGCGGUAGGCUUAGACCUAGGUCGACACAUGGUUGUCAACGUAGUCGUGGCCACAGGACGAUAGGGGUAUCAUAAAUUACCAAGGGAAAAGGAAAUAUGCAGUGUCAUAUUUUUUGAGAAUCUUUGAGAAGAUUUAUCGUAUUUUGUGUAUUGUUGUGUUAGUGAUAAGUGAUAAUUAAUGAUUGUGUUUAUUCCUGCAAUACGAAUUUAUUUUACUCAUUUUUAUUAAUUGACAUAUUGUAACUCCGCAUAUUAAUUUGAUUGUAAUAACAAAAAUGAACGUACACGAUAAUUCUGAUACUCCAACAAUUAUUCCUGACUUACCGACAUG